Messenger RNA from Malaclemys terrapin pileata, 3079 nucleotides. It is a transcript of the gene SHPK, whose product is annotated as sedoheptulokinase. The transcript has 7 exons. Gene Ontology annotation, molecular function: sedoheptulokinase activity. Bases 380 to 1825 code for a protein of 481 amino acids. NCBI's taxonomy places the organism in Eukaryota, Metazoa, Chordata, Testudines, Emydidae. Gene Ontology annotation, cellular component: cytosol. The record is from RefSeq and is a predicted model, not a curated record. Gene Ontology annotation, biological process: cellular response to lipopolysaccharide; carbohydrate metabolic process.
AGUUCAAGGGUCAGCGCAGGCCAGGGCCAAGCCUCAGCCAGUCUGGCGCUGGAUUUAACCCUCAGGUGGCUGCUGCUGCCCCAGGCCCUCCAGCCCUUGCCCGCUAUGGGAGCCCAGAGCCGGUUGGACCUGUGCCCUGGCACUGCCUGUGCAUAGGGCAGAGACCUGGGUACCCCUCAGGCAGAGCCACGCUGCCGGUGGAGAGACGAGUAACUGAGAGCCACCCCAAGGAGCAGGGCUGGAGAGUGGGAGGCAGGCUGCAGGCUGAGUCUCUGCGCCGGUCCCGUUGCUGCCUGUGUGUUGGGCAUUUACUUGGGCAGCUGGCGGACUGAACACACCCAGUGGUGCAAGAAGUGGCAGCCGCCAGAGGACAACACAAAUGAUGGCUGAUAACCAAGCUAUAGGUCUGAGUCCAUGUGCUACACCUGGAACUAUGUGUGUGUUGGGCAUAGAUCUGGGCACCACCUCAGUUAAGGCUGCCUUGGUAAUAGAGACAGAGCAAGGGCAAAUUGUGGCCCAGAGCUGUUCAAGGGAGACACAGGCGCAGGCUGAUAGCCUGGCUGCUGGAGCACAGGGAAUGGAGCAAGAUGUCCAGAGAAUAAUAAAAGCCUUGAAUGAAUGCCUUGCGGCUUUUCCCCGGGAGCACCUUCAAAGGGUUAGUCGCAUUGGUAUUUCAGGACAAAUGCAUGGGGUUGUGUUUUGGAAAACAAACCAAGGUUGCAAAUGGGCCAAGAGUGGAACUGGUCACACCUUUCAGCCUGGAGAAGUCAGUCAUCUGAUUACGUGGCAAGAUGGCCGCUGCAGCAGCAGUUUCCUCUCUUCUCUUCCUCAAGCACAGUCACAUCUCAGCUUGGCUACAGGAUUUGGAUGUACCACAAUCUACUGGUAUUUGAAGAACAGCCCAGAUUUUCUGAAGCCUUAUGAUGCAGCUGGUACCAUCCACGACUACGUGGUUGCCAUGUUGUGUGACCUGGAAAGGCCACUGAUGUCCGUCCAGAAUGCUGCCAGCUGGGGAUAUUUUAAUUGCAGAAGUAAAAGCUGGAAUACUGAGGUUUUGAGAGAAUCUGGCUUUCCUCUUGACUUGCUUCCUGAAGUGGGUGACCCUGGUGACAUUGCAGGGAGGAUGUCCCAUGACUGGCAUGGAAUACCAAAGGGAACGGAAGUGGGAAUUGCUCUGGGAGAUUUCCAGUGCUCUGUUUAUUCUUGUAUGACUGAGAGGACUGAUGCAGUUCUCAAUAUCAGCACCUCUGCUCAGCUGACAGUCCCCAUGCCCUUGGGAUUCCAGCCUCCAGAGACACCAGAUUCCUUGUCAGCUGUUGCCUAUUUUCCUUAUUUUGAUGGUAACUAUCUGGCAGUGGCAGCAUCACUCAACGGAGGAAAUGUGCUGGCAACAUUUGUGGAUAUGUUGGCACGCUGGAUGGCGGAGUUGGGGUAUGAAGUUCUAGAGUCCAAUGUCUAUACACAAAUGAUCAACGCAGCCUUGGCCCAAAAUGAUACCAGACUCUCAAUCUGCCCAACUGUAUUUGGAGAAAGGCACAUGCCUGAGCAACUGGCUUCAGUGACUAGUAUCACUGCUUCUGAUCUCUCUCUGGGUCACGUAACCAGAGCUUUGUGCCAUGGGAUCAUUCAGAAUCUGCAUUCCAUGUUGCCAUUUCAACACCUGAAAGAGGCAGGAGUGAAGAGAAUUCUGGGAAGUGGAAGUGCCCUUUCCAAGAAUGAGGUGCUGAAGCAAGAAGUGGAGAAAAUUUUUCCAUUUCCUGUGAUCUAUGGAAAGGAUGUGGAUGCAGCCGUGGGUGCUGCAAUGGUGAUGCUGCACAGAAGAUAAAUCCAUAGUUCAAGAUUGUCUGAUAUAAAGUUUUUUUUUUUUCUGGACAUAUCAACACUUCCUCUCUGUUCCCUCAACGUUCCUGAUGUUGCUUUUAAUCUACCAUCCCACUCAGUAUGGAGAAGAACAGCUUGCAUUAAUGUCCCUCUCUGGUUCCAAAUGUACUCAGGGUCCUGCUUGCCGUUACAUUGUCAUUCCUAAUUGUGCAUUGAGAACUAAUUAUCACAUGAAAUUUGGCUGCGUGAAGGGAAAAGAUCCAUUAAGUUUGGGUUGAAGAUAAUACUUCAUUAUAGGCUCAUUUUCCUGUUAGGAAAGAAGCCUGGGAUGGCUAAGACGAGCCAGUGUCUGUUGGUAAUGGCAUCUGUAGCCUUUGUUAGAGAUGUUUUGUGGUUAAACUAUCUCUUUCCAUAUAUAUGUGCAACACGAUGGGGCCUAAAGGUGCUACUGUAAUACAAAUAAAAUAAUAAUUUACCAUAUCUUAUACAUUGAAGAGUGUGUGUCUCUCUCUCUCUGAAGGGCUGAGCACCUUUUUGGCUCUUAAGUAACAGUAAAAUGUUAGGAGGGAAGGUUAUAGGAUCAGUGAAGUACAUUGCUGCUGAUCCAAGUUAGAUUCAUGACUAGCUCGUAUAAUGAAUUUUAUAAACAUCAGUGCUCACGCUUCAGAGUGCAGAUUGGUUACCAGCUGGGGGUCAGGAAGGUAUUUCUCUCAUGUUUUAAUGCACAAUUAUUUACAGUAGUGUGUGUGGAGUGGAGCUUCCCCUGAAGAAUUCAGCAUUAGCAGGAUAUUUGACUAGAUGGUUCAUUGGGCUUUUCUUUUGUUCUAGAAAAGUUAUAGUAACGCUCCUGAUAGAUCCAUUCCCCUCUCUUCUUACCAUAGUUGUUGCCAGAGAGAGGUGAAAUGUGCUCACGUGUGUCAGCCCAAGAACGUCCUUUCCGUUUUUCUUGAUAUGUUCUAUUUUAAGGAGUUUAUAACUCUCUGCCUUUUAUAUAUUGGAAGGAACUAAGCCUUGGCAUAGCAACUUGCAGGCUGGAUUAAAAUCUUUUUUCAGUUUUGAGCAUUGUUCAUGUGAACUUUCCAUAAGUCUCUGGGUUUCUAUCCCAUGUGCCAUGGUCCUAAAGCACCCCACUGAUCAUUGUACACUCUCCUUUAUUUUAAGGUAAAAGCAUUUGUAUUUUAUUUCAUCAUCCAGGAGAAGUUGGACAUGCAUUUCGUUACUUGAAAGAGAGGGAAGUAAAUAAAGUGGUUUCAUAUUA